GUUGAGCGCUGAACGCCGGGCGGCUCGGAGGUCUGUGAUCGCGGUUCUGCUCGCCUGAAACGGAGCACCGGAUCGCCACGCGCUCGCUGGAGGAACGGAAAGCGCCGCCGCUGCGCAUGCACAAUUUACCGAGAGUUACCGAGCAGAAAGAGACGAGCGGAGCGGAGAGAUGGUGGAUAACAGCGGCAGCGGCAAAACACAGAUGGAGGCUGGUUUGGGUGGGUUUCCCCACAGCGGCUCCGCAGGAGUGAAGCUGGAGCAAAUGAUGGAGCAUCUUCAGCGGCAGCAGCAGGCGCGUCUGGAGAUGGAGCACAAGGAGCGCAGGCUGCGUGAAGCUCACAUCAUGUACGCGCAGCAGCUCGCGGCUCAGCAGGCCGUUCUAGCCGCCGCUCAGGCUUCAGGGGCCGGGUUCAUGAGCAGGGGCCUCGGCUCUUCUGGAGCCGGACAUCCGUCCUGUGUCUCCAAUCAAAGCAGUUUGGACUCGGAACACGAGGAGGAACGAGGCCGAGACUCAUACGAUGAUGAUGGGAUGAUGGAGGGCGAUGAAGGCAGCGAGGAUGAAGACGGGUUGGAGUUCCUCAGGAAGCAGACGCUGGCGCUGCAGCAGGGAGCCGUUCACUUCUCGGACCCCGGGGCCCCUGCAGACGCACCGAGAGCUCCGUCUCCCGCCGUCAGGGUCAAACAGGAGCCCGAGGACGAUCUCUCACCCGUCGGGCGACCCUCAGCAUCUUCUCCUAACGGUCAAGCGGACUGGAGCUACGAGGAUCACUUUAAAGUGACACAAUCAGGAAAAACCUCUUCUCGUGUGGUUGCUCUUGUGUUGAAUUACCUGAAGCGAAGGAGCGGUGAAACCGCGUCCCGUGUGUGUCGUGAAAUCAACAGUCUCCUCACCAGAAAUAACCGAAGGCUCGGUGACAGCCGCAAAUAG
This is a messenger RNA of Sinocyclocheilus rhinocerous, 928 nucleotides long. RefSeq lists its product as uncharacterized. The coding region runs from base 170 to 928 and encodes 252 amino acids. NCBI's taxonomy places the organism in Eukaryota, Metazoa, Chordata, Actinopteri, Cypriniformes, Cyprinidae. The record is from RefSeq and is a predicted model, not a curated record. The transcript is spliced from 3 exons.